Messenger RNA from Oryctolagus cuniculus (rabbit), 3624 nucleotides. RefSeq names its product heterogeneous nuclear ribonucleoprotein F. NCBI's taxonomy places the organism in Eukaryota, Metazoa, Chordata, Mammalia, Lagomorpha, Leporidae. The record is from RefSeq and is a predicted model, not a curated record. Gene Ontology annotation, molecular function: RNA binding.
AGAGUAAUGUCAUAUUCUCUUUUCACACAAUUAUUGUUUAAACUAAAAUUAUUCAUUUAUUCUUACAGUAAUUAUAAAUGAAUUUUAUUUCUUCUUAAAUUUUUAUUCAUAUAAAAAGAACAGAUUUCAUGAAGUUUAUAGAUACAAUUCCAGGAAAAUGACCACAAUUUGCCCCCUCCCUCAAUUCCCCCUCUGGCUUUCUUUUUUCUUUAAUUUUUUGCAAUAACAAUUAAAAUGUACUUUAUAAUCACAGAUUUAAUGCACCAGUAAUGACAAUGUUCAACAAGUAAAAAAUAGGAAAACCAUUAUUCCACAAGAAGAUAGAGAAGGUCAUAAACAAUGAAUAUAUCAAAUGUCAAUUUCAUUUUUAUGCAUUUUGUUUGUUGUAUCCUACAUUAACUCCAACAUAUAAGAGAAAACAUGCAUUACCUUUUUUGUCACUGGCUUAUUUCACUAAGCAUAAUGGACUCUAGUUGCAUCCAUUUUGUUGUAAAAGUUGGGAUUGCAUUCUUUUUUAUGACUGAGUAGUACUCCAUUGUGUAUAUAUGCCCUAUUUUUAUUUCAUAAUAUUUCUUUUUUAAAAAGAUUUAUUUCUUUAUUUGAAAGGCAGAAUUACAGAGAGGCAGGGAGAAGUCUUCCUUCUGCUGCUUAACUCCCCAGAUGGCUGCAAUGGCCGGAGCUGUGUCAAUCUGAAGCCAGGAGCCAGGAGCUUCUUCCAUGUCUCCAAUGUGGGUGUAGGGGCCUAAGGACUUGGGCCAUCUUCUACAGUUUUCUCAGGCUGUAGCAGAGAGCUGUAUUGGAAAUGGGGCAGCUGGGACUCAAACCAGCACCCAUAUGGGAUGCAGGCAUUGAAGGCAUUGUCUUUACUCACUGCACCACAGCACCAGCCCCUCAUAAUAUUUCUAACUCUUUAGUUUUGUCUUUGAUAUUAUGUGUUUUAUCUAUGUAUCACUAAUAACCUUUUUCAAUAUGAGGUCAUCAUUUAUAUCAAAACUGUAAAUGUCCCUGCAAUCUUCAUUUACACAAAUCUUAAAGCCAUCUUAGGUCCCACCAGUUAUUCACCUCUUCUUGAUGACAUUUUUUUAAAAAAUGUUUUCUCAAUUAUUGGGGGACUUUGAAUUUUCCUAUGAUUUUUAAACUACCCAAUUGGGUAGUUUAAAAAAUCCAUGUACCAUCAUCUUUCAUUUAUGAUUAUUCUCAAAGAAAUGGGAUUGUUUUACCUUCUCUUUAUUUCCCAUUUUAAAUGUAAUUUUAAUUAUGUAUUUUUCAGCAACUGCCCUUACAAUUGUUUGUCAUUCUAUUAUUACUCUUACCAGAUUACUCAUUUAUUCACACAUAAUAAUCCCUAAGUUAUCAUGCAUACAUAUUUUCAUAAUAAUCUUAAGCCUUCUGAUAAUUCACUGUUUUCAGUAAUAUAUUUUUGCUUGUUCUCAAUAUUUAUAAGAUUUUGCUUUCUAAGAGUUUCAACAGGAGGAUUGUGCCGCAUCUUCCUGAAGAAGGUUAAGGACAAAAAGAUGCACCUGGAGUUUGCCUGGAGCCCUCUGCACAUCUAAGCUCGGGUGGGAUCUGGGGUCCUUCGCUGGAAGCCGCUCUUGCUGAAUGCAAAUAGAAACCAGGCCAGCCCUCCUCAGUGGACAGUUGGUUACCUAGCAGAGGUGUCUCCUACUGAAGGUAUCCUUGGCGAUACUCUAAGCCAUAAAAAGACAACUUGCACCCGUUUGUCUGACAUCUACCCUGUCAAGUGUCCAUGAUGCUGGGUCCCGAGGGAGGUAAAGGCUUUGUGGUCAAGCUCCGUGGCUUGCCCUGCUCCUGCUCUAUUGAGGACGUGCAGAACUUCCUGUCUGACUGCAUGAUUCACGAUGGGGCUGCAGGCGUUCAUUUUAUCUACACUAGAGAAGGCAGGCAGAGUGGUGAGGCAUUUGUCGAACUUGAAUCAGAAGAUGAUGUCAAAAUGGCCCUGAAAAAAGACAGGUAAAGCAUGGGGCACCGGUACAUUGAGGUGUUCAAGUCUCACAGAACUGAGAUGGAUUGGGUGUUGAAGCACAGCGGUCCAAACAGCGCUGACACCACUAAUGAUGGCUUCGUGCGGCUUCGAGAACUCCCGUUUGGAUGCACAAGGGAAGAAAUUGUUCAGUUUUUCUCAGGGUUGGAAAUCAUGCCAAAUGGGAUCACUUUGCCUGUGGACCCCGAGGGCAAGAUUACAGGGGAGGCCUUCGUGCAGUUUGCCUCUCAGGAGCUGGCAGAGAAGGUGCUAGGGAAGCACAAGGAGAGAAUAGGGCACAGACAUAUUGAGGUAUUUAAGAGCAGUCAGGAAGAAGUGAGGUCAUACUCAGAUCCUCCUCUGAAGUUCAUGUCUGUUCAGCGACCCGGGCCCUAUGACAGGCCUGGCACAGCCUGGAGGUAUAUUGGCAUUGUGAAGCAGGCAGGCUUGGAGAGAAUGUGGCCUGGCACCUACAGCGCUGGCUAUGGGGGCUAUGAGGAGUACAGUGGCCUCAGCGAUGGCUACGGCUUCACCACUGAUCUGUUUGGGAGAGACCUCAGCUACUGCCUCUCAGGAAUGUACGACCACAGAUAUGGAGACAGCGAGUUCGCAGUGCAGAGCACCACCAGCCACUGCGUCCACAUGAGAGGGCUGCCAUACAAAGCGACAGAGAACGACAUCUACAACUUCUUCUCUCCACUUAACCCAGUGGGAGUCCAUAUUGAGAUCUGCCCAGAUGGAAGAGUGACGGGUGAAGCUGAUGUGGGGUUUGCCACCCACGAAGAAGCUGUGGCAGCGAUGUUGAAAGAUAGGGCCAAUAUGCAGCACAGAUACAUAGAACUCUUCUUGAAUUCCACCACAGGGACCAGCAACGGGGCCUACAGCAGCCAGGUGAUGCAGGGCAUGGGGGUGUCCGCGGCUCAGGCCACCUACAGUGGCCUGGAGAGCCAGUCAGUGAGCGGUUGUUAUGGCACUGGCUAUAGUGGUCAGAAUAGCAUGGAUGGAUAUGAUUAGUUUUGUAGAAGCAUUUGAGUUAAUUUCAAUCAAAUUUUCAGAGGCAGCCAGCAAGCAGUGAAAAAGCAGUGAUUACCCUAGAGGAAGCUGUGGGACCCAUUUUGCACCAUGAGUUUGUGAAAUCUGGAUUAAAAAAUUACCUCUUCAGUGUUUUCUCAUGCAAACUUUUCUUCUAGCAUGUGAUAUUGAGUAAAGGAAACUAUUUUCUGCUUUUCUCGAGUAACAUUUUAGUAGUAUCCUUCUGAGUGAUGUUAUCUGAGUUAAAGUAGUUUAAGUAUGCUAAAUAGUGGAUCUUUUACACCACACCACAGUGAACACCUUGGGGAGAUGUACUUUUGUGGAAAACUCAAAGGUGCUAGAUCCCUAAUUCAAAGAGAAACAUUUCUCAUGUUUGUUCAUUCUAGUUUCUAUUUUCAUUUAAAUCUGUUAGGUUAAGUUUAAGCUUUUUAAAAGUUAGUUUUGAGAAUUGAGACACAAUACUAAUACUGUAGGAAUUGGUGAGGCCUUGACUUAAAACUUUCUUUGUACUGUGAUUUCCUUUGGGGUGUAUUUUGCUAAGUGAAACUUGUUAAAUUUUUUGUUAACUAAAUUUUUUUCUUAAAAUAAAGACUUUUUCACAAUAAAAAAAA